Orbicella faveolata is the source of this 1517-nucleotide messenger RNA. RefSeq lists its product as uncharacterized. The record is from RefSeq and is a predicted model, not a curated record. Lineage: Eukaryota; Metazoa; Cnidaria; Anthozoa; Scleractinia; Merulinidae.
ACCAUUUUGUCAGGCUGGAACUCUGAAACGGCAUAAUUUAUUCUAGUUUCUUGUUGAAGUCGUAAACGUUCAUUGGAGCAUACAGUACUCGUUUAUAUAUUCACCUCUACACGAAGAUUGAGAUCAACAGAGGCGUACAAUAAUUAGCUCUGUGAAAAUUAUUUUAUCUACAUAGCGACCAAUGUUAUGUUUUGUCGUUUAAAAUUCAGUUUACCUUAAUAUAAAUCCACUUUGUUUUUCGAUGCCAAUAAAAAACUUUACACACAUAUCGUUUGCUUAAGCAGGAACUGGACUGAAGUGAAAAAGAAAAUGGCUUGCACCCUUAUAUUGUUAGCACGCGCUCGAUGCCCUGAUAUUCUCAUUGGUUUGCGCAAUCAAAGACACCGACAACUGACUCCAGUGCGAGUAUCUACGGCUCAAACGAGAAAGUUUACUUAACCAUGGUCUAGCCUGUAGCAACUCAUAUACACAUCUCGUACCACUAAUAAUUCGAGAAUAUGCAAUAGGUGAUAAGAAUAAUUUGUUUUUGCACCUGCAGCAACGAAGGCUUUGUUACUGACAGCGCGCUAGCAGCUUCCACGGGUAACAAGAGGAUACGCACUGUAUCGACAAUUGGACGAUUCGUUACACUAUUUAUUCGAGGUGAAAUGACAAUUUAGCUCCCUGGCAACACGUAGAGGGAAGAAAACGCAGGCAUAUUGUCGUACUAGCGGCUUCAAAGCGACGAAAUGGCGGACAACACAAGACUUGUCUUGAUCGCAGUUGACGAUUGUGAUCACAGCGAAAAAGCUUUUGAUUGGUAUUUGAAUCACGUGCACCGCGUUGAAAACUCAUUGAUUGUGCUGUACUGUCACGAGAAGCUGGAUCCUCCUGCUCUGUUGCAUUCUGCACAUUCAGAGGAAUGGAAACAAACAUUAAAAGAACAUGAAGAGAAGAAGGAUCGGGUGAUAGAGAAGUACAAGGGCAAAUGCGAGGAAAAGAAGCUGAAAGCAAAAAUUAAGGUAGAAUUUGGAAAACCUGGAGAGACCAUCCACAGAAUAGCCGAGCAAGAGAAAGUAAGUGUCAUUGUGAUGGGAGGCCGCGGGUUGUCAACAUUGCGGCGCACGCUGUUAGGCGGAGUGAGCGACUACGUCAUCAAGCAUAGCCAGAUCCCAGUGAUCUUUGUACCCGGUCUGCACUGAGAAGCCUGGACACAACUUUGCUUGGUUGGCCUAUUGCUGUACCAUUUAGGAUGUCUACAAUCAAACAACUGUUUUUAAUCUUAAUAUGUAACACAUCACUUUCAAUUCUAAAAAGAAUCAAUGCAAAUUGUAUUUCGCACCGUUUUUACUAUUGUGUAAACGAUUUCAUCAGCUCAUUGUCUCACUAAGUGGGGCAAAAAGUGGUUGAAACAUGUAAAAGGCAUUUUUUUAAUUGUAUUGCAGGAGAGUGUUAUAGUCGGCCUAGAUCUCUUAGGUUCUCCACCCCGCACCGGAUUGUUCCAAUUAAAGCGGAUAACGCAAUCCUGUGGAAAAGUA